CUUUUUAUUUGCACCAUCAUCUAUCUAUCUAUUUCUCACAAUCGGACCACCAAUUUCCAAAACCUUUUUUCUCAAACUACAUCUCUCUAACAUCAUGCCUAUGGCCCUAAAACCUCUCUUGCUUCUUGUCUUUGCUGCUAUAAUGACAUUAAUGUCGGUUGCAGAGGCACAAAGUACAGUUGGAAUUGUGCAUGUCAAUGGGACUUUGUAUUGCACAUCAAAUGCUAGUCCUGCCCCCAAUGGAAGUGCAACCCCUGUUUUUCCUAAUGCUACUCUCCAAGUUGCUUGCUCAGCCGAUGUGGUGGCUAAUGCACCCUCCAACACCACCUCCAACACAGACGGCACUUACCGGGUGGUGCUGAUCCCUCGGCCCAAUGCCACGGUUGGUUCAAUCGUCUCCAAUUGCCGCCUCUUUGUUCUUACACCUCUGUCCACAUGCAACCCUACUCUGCCUUCAGCUGGCUUGGUAUCGGACUUGAGAUUCGUCACGACCGUGCCUAAUGGGUUUUGGAGGAUCACCUACAUGGUUGCAGCAGGUUUCGCUGUCCAAGCAAAUUAGUUUGAUAGACGAUUGUUAUUACAAUUAAGUAGCUGCUUGUAAGAAUAAAAGGAUCAUGUAGUCAUUGUGUUAAUGUUGUCUUGUACUAUGUCUGUGAAGUGUCAAGUUGUGUUUGAGCAAAUAGUUGGUAUACAUAGCAAGCUGUGUAAUGUGAAGACUAGAAUUUGUCCAUGAAUAAAUGAGGAUUAUUUCA
Messenger RNA from Sesamum indicum (sesame), 752 nucleotides. Its product is annotated as phylloplanin. Lineage: Eukaryota; Viridiplantae; Streptophyta; Magnoliopsida; Lamiales; Pedaliaceae. The record is from RefSeq and is a predicted model, not a curated record.